UCGAUUAGUCAUUGGUUAAGUCCAAUUUUCAUGGAUUUUCAAACUUUAAUAUAGAUUUAAAUGCAAUUCGAUCGUCCUCGUGUGAUCCGGUCACUACAUCUGGCGUUUACCGUAAAAUUCAUUAAUCUCUGUCUCUCUGGUAAAGUUCUAUUUUAAAGAUUAAUAGAAUCUAUGUUUAAUGAAGCAAAAUUUUAUAUGCGUAUUAACUUUGUUACGUUAUAUAAGAAAUUGGAUAACUAAUUCCUAUCCUUAUUGUGAAAUAGAUUCAAAUUGUGAAAUUCGAUAUCUGUAUUCUCUAUAUAUUCUCUAUACAACUAUAUUAGAUACGGCAAUAUUUUAGGUAUAUAUUGAGGUUUAUUGAACUUGUUAUUAUAAAAAUAUUUUCUAACAACGUUAUAAUAUAUUUUGUAAUAGCUUCGAAAAUAUUUAUUCCAAUUACUUUCGAACGAUUAUUCCUCAAAUUCGUUUCUUCCGUGCUUAUAUACAUAUUGAAUCUGAUGGCGCUUUCUUCUACUACUACUACUUCUCUCUCUCUCUCUCCCCUUCUCUCCCCCCCUCUCUCACUCUCUCUCUCAUGUAUAUACAUCAUAUAUAUCAUAUAUAUAAAUACGAGAUAUUGUUCGAAUUAGAAUUAGUUCGAAUUAAUCGACAAAGUUUGCGUUAUGGUUUCGAUAAGCGCGAUAAGAAUAAGGGUAUCGACCGGUGUUUAACGUGAACCUAUAGUAUAAUUUUAUAGUUUUAUAGUAAGUUUGAAACAAACUUGUGUACACCGUUCUGUCGACAUAAAAUUGGCGUUUUUAGUUUCGGAAGUGAGACAACUUAUAUUAUUUAUAUUUGUAUUUAUUAUUUAAGUAUAUGACUUAAAGAUGUAGGUAACAGAUCUCUAUAAAUAAAUCUAAGUUAUUGACAUACUUGAAGAGAAAGUACAGCCUCGACAUUAACCACGAGGUACAUUAUAAUGUGACCUUUCUUAUCAAUUGCUACAACUGGUUUCUCUCGAUUAGUAUACAGCACUGUAUAUAUCGUGUAUUUAAAAAUUUUGCAAAGCUGUAGGAAUAUUAUUCGACGACGUAAUGUAACUGAUCAGACCUUUCUAAUCAUUAACUUCCUUUACUAUAAUUCAUACAUUAGGCACGUUAUAUGCAUACAAUCGUUUUAUACUCUUGUUUGCACUUGUAUGUGUAUCUAUCAAAAGUUAUCACACAUUUAUUAUAAACAGUACCAACAACAUUCGUUUUCUUUUAUUGUAAGACGACUGACGUCAAGAAUAUUGUUAAAACAACUAUCUCAAAUGGCGCGAACGAACCCGAAAACUCGAUAUUCCGAAAACAAACGGCACUCCGAUUUGCCGCGUUUCGAAUCAGUUGUUAGAAUCUCCAACCUGCCUAUUGUAGAAAACAGUAUACAUAUCGCUGGUAACGUCUACGAUAGACUAAAGCGUUCAAAUUCAUUGAUGAGCUGGAGUUUAUAUACUGCUGAACAAUCACUUGCAAUUGCAACAGCGUCAGCGAAACCUGCGAUUUCCGUAUUAAAUGGGCCUAUUAUGACGAUCGAUCAAUUGCUCUGUAAAGGUAUCGAUAUCGUUGAACAGAGAGUACCAGCCGUGCAUCUUCCUCCGCAUCUUAUAUACUGCAAUGCACGAGAAUAUGUGAGCAACAAAAUCGUGAGGCCUGUUCUAAUGCGUGCCGGAAGCGUGAAACUGAUAGGAAGCCAAGCCGCGAACGCAGCGGUAGAUAGAUUAGAUGGGGCUCUAACUGUCGCAGAUAAAUAUGUUGAUCGUUACUUGCCUGCUGAUUCUACCGAUACAGUAGACCAUGAUUCCUCUCCAUCUGAACCUGUGAGUAAGACCACACGAACUAUCAAACACGGUGCCAGGUUAUCUAGGAAAUUACAAAAACGGCUAACGCGUCGCACAUUAGCGGAAGCUCGAGCGCUUAAGGAACAAGGAACGGAAUGCAUUCAUAUACUUUUAUAUAUUGUAGAAUUGUUAGCAACGGACCCAAAACUAGCGUUUAAAAAGGCGAAAGAACUUUGGGGAACAUUAAGUUUGCCUGAACCAGAAAACCAAGCUCGACCAGCUACUCUAGAACAGUUAUUGGUUCUUUUAACGCGUGAAUCUGCGCGUCGUAUUGUUCAUCUAGUGAAUGGGACAACAACGUUAGCAGCUAGAACCCCGCGCAAUCUUGGUAGACUUCUCAUUGGAGUGUCGCAUCAAUUGCUCGUAGUUGCGGAUGCUACUUUCAGAAUGAUGCCAAUUAUCGGUAAAAGGGGUGCAGCAAAAGAACAAAUUUCAGCCAUUAAUUUGGCUAUACAAAGGCUCAAUUCAUCUACAAAUCAUUUAUUGGAGCAGUUCGCAACUUUUCUAGCUGGUCGUCCAUGUGUUUCCAAAGUAACACAUGCAAAGAGUCAUCAACAAAACCACAACAACCACAUGUCGAUGUCUUCAAAACCUCCCGUAAAUGGUAUCGAUACUAUCGAGUAACAAAACUGUGGUUAUAAGUUAUUUUGCGUAAGUUCCGUCUAUGAUAGCAUUUAUUUCAAGGUUGAUAACUAUGUAUCAGGAAAAUUUCUCAUUGAAAUUUCACAGAUAAAUAAUAUCCACCGAAAUAUUAUAAUAUAGUUUUCGAACACAUUAUACUCCCACACUCACAUUAAGCAAUUAAUGAAUAUUUCUCUUAUAUCGAAGACAUAAGUGUGUAUUGUAUCCGUGUCAUUCCUAGUUUUCAAUUCUUGAAUCUACAUUUAGUACAUAAACUAUAAUGUGUCUAGAAACAAGAAAGUGCAAAAAUAGAUAUUAUGAUAAUUUCACAGUCAUCACGAUGCCAUUAAAAAAUGGUCUAUUUGUUUUGUUGACUCGAAGUAGAUUAUACAUUCUUGCCCGUAUAUAUCUUUAAGAAGCUUGUUAUUGAUGUCUCGUUAUAAUUGUACUAAACAUAUUGAAUAUAAUAUAUAUAAGUUGUGUUUGUGUUUAA
Molecule: messenger RNA, 2972 nt
Organism: Bombus huntii
Lineage: Eukaryota; Metazoa; Arthropoda; Insecta; Hymenoptera; Apidae
Gene: Lsd-1
Product: lipid storage droplets surface-binding protein 1
Exons: 8
Coding region: 1178-2482 (434 amino acids)
Biological process (GO): lipid storage; positive regulation of triglyceride storage
Cellular component (GO): cytosol; lipid droplet
Source: RefSeq, a predicted model, not a curated record